GUCUUCCAUUGGUCAUUUGCUCUCUGAAAAAAGCAGCCAUUGUUGAAGCUUUAACUGAUGAAGAAGAGACCAUCAGGGGUAUUUUGGUCAUUUUCUUAAAGAGUACCAAAAUUUCAUUGUUGAGUUGUAUCUUGUUGUGGGUUUUGGCGAUUUGAGGGACAGCAAAACCAACCCAAAUUAUUUCAAGUUUCUCCCUUUUUUUUCCUUUUUUUUUUCCUCUUUCUUUCUUUUUAUCAAACCCAUAUUUUCCUCCAUUUUUCCUUUACCUUCUUCUACCUCUUCUUCCUUCUGGGUUUUCCUUCUUUGUCAGUAUACAACAACAAAGAAGUUCAAGAAACUUCUUUCAACAAUUCAUAAUGCUGCCAUUUUAGCACCUUCCUGCUGGGUUUUUUUUUCUGUUCUGCUUCUCUGUUACCCAACACUUCUGUUACUUCAUCUUACACUGCCGCCAUGUCCACUAAGUCUAAAUCUUCUACACCUGAAACUCCCAACAAAACAUCACCUGCAACUCCUAGGGUGAGCAAACUGAAUAGGGGGAUUACUAAAUCAGAGUCUGAUUCUCAUUCUCCUUUGCAAAGGUCUCGGCUCUCGAUUGACCGGUCCCCUCGACCUGCAACUUCGAAGCCUGCUGUUGAUCGUCAAUUGCCGAAAGUCGCUACCCCACCUGAUAAAGCACAGCCACGAAGUACCAAAGGUUCGGAGAUACAGGCUCAAUUAAAUGUAGCUCAGGAAGAUCUGAAGAAGGCAAAGGAGCAAAUAGUUUUGGUUGAAAAAGAGAGAGAAAAGCUAAGCAAUGAAUUGAAAGAAGCCCAGAAAUCAGCAGAGGAAGCAAAUGAGAAACUCAGAGAGGCUUUGGUGGCGCAAAAGCGAGCUGAAGAGAGUUCUGAGAUUGAAAAGUUCCGAGCUGUUGAGAUGGAGCAAGCGGGACUUGAGGAAGCUCAUAAGAAAGAAGAGGAAUGGCAGAAAGAAAUUGAAGCUGUAAGAAGCCAACAUGCAUUAGAUGUUUCUGCUCUCCUCUCUACCAGUCAAGAGCUUCAAAGAGUGAAGAUGGAGUUGGCAAUGACUACCGACGCCAAGAACCAGGCACUGAGCCAUGCUGAUGAUGCGACAAAGAUUGCCGAGAUUCAUGUCGAGAAGGUAGAGAUUCUCUCAGGUGAGUUAACCAGAUUGAAAGCAUUGUUAGACUCAAAGCUUGAAACGCAGUCAAAUGAGAAUGGGCAAUUGAUAAUGAAGCUUAAGUCAGAGAUUGAUUCUUUGAAUUUGGAGCUUGAGAAAGCAAAAUCUUAUGCAGAGAUGGUGAAGGAGAAAGAGGUUUCUAUUGAGCGGCUUAAUAGUGAACUAAAAGCUGCAAAGAUGGCAGAAACGUGCUAUGAGGAGACGAUCAUGGACAAAGAUGCUUCCAUUGAACAGCUUAAUAUUGAUCUAGAAGCUGCAAAGAUGGCUGAGACAUAUGCACAUGGUUUAGUUGAAGAAUGGAAAAACAGAGCUGAAGAGAUGGAAACGAAGUUGGACUAUGCAAAUAAACUGGAACGGUCGGCAUCGGAAUCUUUGGAUUCAGUGAUGAAACAACUGGAACACAACAAUGAUCUAUUGCAUAAUGCAGAGCUUGAAGUUGCUGCUCUAAAGGAGAAGGUAGGUUUACUCGAGAUGACUGUUAAAAGACAGAAAGAAGACUUAAAAGAGUCAGAACACCAUCUUCAUCGGGCAAAGGAAGAAGCAUCUGAAAUGGAGAAGUUGGUUGCGUCACUGAGGUCACAGUUGGAAACUGUGAACGAAGAGAAAACUCAAGCUUUGAAUAAUGAGAAGCUUGCAGCUUCCAGUGUACAAAGCCUAUUAGAAGAGAAAAACCAACUCUUGAAUGAGCUAGAAACUUCAAAGGAUGAGGAAGAGAAGAGCAAAAAGGCAAUGGAAAGCUUGGCGUCUGCAUUGCAUGAAAUCUCUACGGAGGCGAGGGAAACCAAGGAGAAACUGUUGUCUAGUCAAGCUGAGCAGGAGAACUAUGAGUCACAGAUAGAAAAUCUGAAGUUGGUAUUGAAAGCUACAAAUGAGAAAUAUGAAAACAUGCUUGAAAAUUCAAAUCGCGAAAUUGAUAUUCUAACGAGUACCAUUGAGAAAUCAAAGCACGAAUAUGAGAAUUCCAAGGCUGAGUGGGAAGAGAAGGAGCUUCACCUGGUUGAUGCUGUGAAGAAAUCAGAAGAAGAGAACUCGUCCUUGGAAAAAGAAAUAGAUAGGCUUGUAAAUUUGCUCAAGCAAACGGAGGAAGAAGCUUGUAAGAUGAGGGAGGAAGAAGCUCAACUAAAGGAUAGUCUAAAGGAAGUUGAAGCUGAAGUGAUCUAUUUGCAGGAAGCUCUUGGAGAAGCUAAAUCCGAGAGCAUGAAACUGAAAGAAAGUUUAUUAGACAAAGAAAAUGAGUUCCAAAGCAUUCAUCAAGAAAAUGAGGAGCUUCUAACUAGGGAAGCUGCUUCUCUUAAGAAGGUUGACGAGUUAUCCAAGUUGCUUGAGGAAGCUUCUGCUAAAAAACAAACAGUGGAGAAUGGUGAACCAACGGACAGCGAGAAAGACUAUGAUUUGCUACCGAAAGUGGUCGAGUUCUCUGAAGAGAAUGGCAAACGACAAGAGAAGACCAAAGUGGAACCUCCAAUACCCAUUGAACACGAAGAACACAAAUUUGAGUUUCCUUGGGUAGGUAAUGGUGCCUCAGAUGAGAAGACUGAAAAAACGGAUUCAGCAGCAACACUUCAAAAUGGAAAUGAUAAACCAAAAGAAGCAGAGAAAAAAGAGAAGGAAGAUGAUUCAGUUAAGGUUGAAUACAAGAUGUGGGAGAGCUGCAAAAUUGAAAAGAAAGAGUUCUCACAAGAGGGAGGAGAACCAGAACACGAAUCCAUUGAUGAUGAAACAGACUCAAAACCAGAAGGCGGAGAGAGUUUCGAUCAGAUAAAUGGGGUAAGUUCAGAAAAUCUGGAUGAUGGUGGAAACUCUCCAUCAAAGCAGCAGGAGCAGCAGCAGCAACAGAAGAAGAAGAAGCCGCUGCUUAAAAAGUUUGGAUACCUUCUCAAGAAGAAGAACAGUGUCAACCAGAAACAGUGAUAUAAUACUGUGGCUUGAUUUGCUUCAAGCUAAGGUGGCAAGUAUAUGCAUAGUAAUUUUCGCCUGAAUUCGUUUGCUUAUAUUGUUUUUGUUCUGAUUUUCUGAAUAGGUUUUAAAAAGAUGAAGAGACUUGUAAGUGAGAAUUUAUCCUCUUUCUUGUAUGUUAUUGGGAUAUUUCUUUUGUUCAUUGUUUAAUGGCUUCCUUCACUACUGAUCUAGAAUUUAUUAAAAGGAGUGGUUACUUGAA
Messenger RNA from Cucumis melo (muskmelon), 3334 nucleotides. Its product is annotated as WEB family protein At3g02930, chloroplastic. The transcript is spliced from 3 exons. NCBI's taxonomy places the organism in Eukaryota, Viridiplantae, Streptophyta, Magnoliopsida, Cucurbitales, Cucurbitaceae. Gene Ontology annotation, biological process: reciprocal meiotic recombination. The coding region runs from base 451 to 3087 and encodes 878 amino acids. The record is from RefSeq and is a predicted model, not a curated record.